Messenger RNA from Neohortaea acidophila, 2532 nucleotides. RefSeq names its product P-loop containing nucleoside triphosphate hydrolase protein. Gene Ontology annotation, molecular function: translation elongation factor activity; GTP binding; GTPase activity. The transcript has 3 exons. The record is from RefSeq and is a predicted model, not a curated record. The coding region runs from base 1 to 2532 and encodes 843 amino acids. Lineage: Eukaryota; Fungi; Ascomycota; Dothideomycetes; Mycosphaerellales; Teratosphaeriaceae. Gene Ontology annotation, cellular component: cytosol; ribonucleoprotein complex. Gene Ontology annotation, biological process: translational elongation.
AUGGUGCAAUUCACCGUCGAGGAGCUCCGUGGGCUCAUGGACAACCCGAUCAACAUCCGGAACAUGUCCGUCAUUGCCCACGUCGACCACGGCAAAUCCACCCUCACCGACUCCCUCGUCCAGCGUGCCGGUAUCAUCUCAGCAAAGAACGCCGGCACCGCCCGUUUCACAGACACGCGAGCGGAUGAGCAAGAACGUGGUGUCACCAUCAAGUCCACCGCUAUUUCCCUCUACGGCUCGUUGCUUGAUGAGGAGGAUCUCAAGGACAUCCCCGUCAAGACGGAGAAGAACGACUUCUUGGUCAACUUGAUCGACUCGCCGGGCCACGUGGACUUCUCCUCCGAAGUCACCGCCGCUCUGCGUGUCACUGAUGGUGCCCUCGUCGUCGUCGAUACCAUCGAAGGUGUGUGCGUGCAGACCGAGACUGUCCUGCGACAGGCGCUCGGUGAGCGUAUCAAGCCCGUUGUCAUCAUCAACAAGGUCGACCGUGCUCUCCUCGAGUUGCAAUUGUCCAAGGAAGAUCUGUUCCAGAACUUCUCUCGUGUCAUCGAGUCCGUCAACGUGGUCAUCGCCACCUACUUCGACAAGGCGCUCGGUGAUGUCCAGGUCGUCCCCGACAAGGGCACCGUCGCUUUCGGCUCUGGCCUCCACGGCUGGGCUUUCACCGUCCGCCAGUUCGCCACCAAGUACUCCAAGAAAUUCGGUGUCGACAAGAACAAGAUGAUGACCAGACUUUGGGGCGACUCGUACUUCAACCCCAAGACCAAGAAGUGGACCAAGGAGGGCAAGCACGAGGGUAAGGAGCUUGAGCGUGCCUUCAAUCAGUUCUGUUUGGACCCCAUCUUCCGCAUCUUCGAUGUGGUGAUGAACUUCAAGAAGGACCAGAUCCCCACUCUCCUCGAGAAGCUGGAGAUCAAGCUUGCCGCCGACGAGAAGGACCUCGAGGGCAAGGCUCUCCUCAAGGUUGUCAUGCGCAAGUUCCUGCCUGCCGCUGACGCCCUGAUGGAGAUGAUGAUUCUCCACCUGCCAUCCCCCGCCACCGCCCAGCGGUAUCGUAUGGAGACUCUUUACGAGGGUCCCCACGACGACGAGUCUGCCAUUGGUAUCCGCGACUGCGACCCCAAGGGACCUCUCAUGUUGUACGUCUCCAAGAUGGUGCCCACCUCCGACAAGGGACGAUUCUUCGCCUUCGGCCGUGUGUUCUCCGGAACUGCGCGCUCUGGUCUCAAGGUCCGCAUCCAGGGCCCCAACUACGUUCCCGGCAAGAAGGAAGACUUGUUCAUCAAGUCUAUCCAGCGUACCAUUCUCAUGAUGGGCAAGUACACCGAGCCCAUCGAGGAUGUGCCCGCCGGUAACAUUCUGGGUCUGGUCGGUGUCGAUCAGUUCCUGCUCAAGUCUGGUACCCUCACCACCUCCGAGACCUCUCACAACUUGAAGGUCAUGAAGUUCUCCGUCUCGCCCGUCGUGCAGCGCUCCGUCGAAGUCAAGAACGCCAACGAUCUCCCCAAGCUCGUCGAAGGUCUCAAGCGCCUGUCCAAGUCCGAUCCUUGCGUGUUGACCUUCAUCUCCCCGUCCGGUGAGCACGUCGUCGCCGGUGCCGGUGAGUUGCACUUGGAAAUUUGCUUGAAGGAUCUCGAGGAAGACCACGCUGGUAUCCCCCUCAAGGUCUCCGACCCCGUCGUGCAGUACCGCGAGACCGUCGCCGGCGAGUCCAGCAUGACCGCUCUGUCCAAGUCGCCCAACAAGCACAACCGUCUGUACGUCAUUGCCGCUCCUUUGAGCGAGGAAGUGUCCAAGGAUAUCGAGAGCGACAAGAUCAACCCCCGCGACGAUAUCAAGGUUCGUGCGCGCAUCUUGGCCGACGAGCACGGAUGGGAUGUCACCGACGCCCGCAAGAUCUGGUGUUUCGGUCCCGACACCACCGGUGCCAACUUGCUCGUCGAUCAGACCAAGGCUGUGCAGUACCUCAACGAAAUCAAGGAUUCCGUCGUGUCUGGUUUCCAGUGGGCGACCAAGGAAGGCCCAAUUGCCGAGGAGCCGAUGCGCAGCUGUCGCUUCAACAUCAUGGACGUCACCCUGCACGCCGACGCCAUCCAUCGUGGUGGUGGCCAGAUCAUCCCCACCGCCCGUCGUGUGCUCUUCGCCGCUACCCUCCUGGCCGACCCCGCGCUCCUCGAGCCCGUCUACCUCGUGGAAAUCCAGGUGCCCGAGCAAGCCAUGGGCGGCAUCUACGGUGUGCUCACCCGCCGCCGUGGCCACGUCUUCGAGGAGGCCCAGCGCCCCGGUACGCCGCUGUUCAACGUCAAGGCCUACCUGCCCGUCAAGGAGUCGUUCGGCUUCAAUGCCGAUCUCCGCUCCGCCACUUCCGGCCAGGCCUUCCCGCAGUCCGUGUUUGACCACUGGCAGGUCCUGCCGGGCGGCAGCCCGCUCGAUCGGACCACCAUGCCCGGCGCGGUCGUGGAGGAGAUGCGCAAGAGGAAGGGUAUCAAGACGGAGGUGCCGGGCUACGAGAACUACUACGACAAGCUCUAA